AUGCUGGGCGCCAUGCUGCACACGCUGCUGCUGCUGCUGCUUCUGCUGCUGACUGAACUGGAGGGCUUGCUGGCUCCAGGAUCCGAUUUUCAAAGUUCACUUCUAGAAGUCAUAUUUCCAAAGAAAAUUGAAUAUAAAACAAACUCAGAAGAGCAGAUAUCCUAUGUUAUUCCAAUAAACAAGAAGCAGUACACUGUGCACCUCCAGAAAAGAAAUUUUUUAACAAAUCAUUUUAUGGUUUAUAUGUAUAAUCAAGGAUCUACGAGUUUUCAUUCUUCAAACAUUCCGGCUGAGUGCUAUUAUCAAGGACACGUCAAAGACUAUCCGAACUCUGUGGUCACCCUCAGCACGUGCGCUGGACUGAGAGGACUCCUGCAGUUUGAGAAUGUGUCCUAUGGAAUCGAGCCCCUGGAAUCUACAGCUUCAUCUCAACAUAUUGUUUAUAAGUUAGGGAAUGAGGAGAAGGAAUUGAUGUUUAGCAAAAACAGCAGAAACCUAGAGAUGCCAACGAACUAUGGCAUUUUAAUCAAUAAAAAGCCAAAGUCACCUUUAAAAAACUUGCUUCCCCUCUAUCUAGAGAUGAGUAUUGUGGUGGACAAAGCUUUGUAUGAUUACUUGGGCUUUGACAGCAUGAUUAUAACAAAUAAAAUCAUUGAAAUUAUCAAUCUUAUAAAUUCAGUGUUUGCCCAACUGAAGAUUACUGUUGUGUUGUCCUCACUGGAGUUGUGGUCAGAUAAAAAUAAGAUUCCUACAGUUGGUGAAGCAGAUGAAUUAUUGAAUAGAUUUUUAGAAUGGAAGCAGUCCUAUCUUACCCUAAGACCUCAUGAUGUUGCGUAUCUAUUCAUUUAUAAUGAGUAUCCAAAUUACGUAGGAGCAACAUAUCCUGGGAAGAUGUGUACUACCCACUACUCCGCAGGAAUCACAAUGUAUCCCAAGGACAUGACUUUGGAGGCCUUUUCGGUGAUUCUCACCCAGAUGCUGGGGCUCAGUCUGGGAAUAUCAUACGAUGAUACUGCGAAGUGCCACUGCUCAGAGUCCGUCUGUAUCAUGAAUCCCAGGGCUAUGCAAUUUGCAGGUGUGAAGUCAUUUAGCAAUUGCAGUCUGAAUGACUUUGAACACUUUAAAUUGAACGAGGGUGCCAAAUGUCUGCAGAAUAAGCCACAGAUGCAAAGGCAUCCAAGAGCAGUCUGCGGAAAUGGCCAAGUGGAGGAAGGUGAAUCUUGUGACUGUGGCACUGAAGAACAAUGUGGGCCUGAAAGCUGUUGUAAUCCUUCAUCUUGUCAUCUGAAACAUGGAUUACAGUGUGACAGUAGCCUUCCCUUUACACGGUGCUGCCAAGGUUGUUACUAUGCAGGAAGCGACAAAGAAUGUAGACCAGCAAAGCAUAUGUCCUGUGACUAUUCUGAACACUGCAAUGGGAGCUCGGCAUAUUGUCCACCUGAUAUACAUGUAAACAAUGGGUAUAAGUGUGGAGACGCUGGGGCUAUCUGUUAUGAUGGAGACUGUCCCAACCUGGACAGAAAGUGCGAGGGAGCAUAUGGAUCAGGUUCACAGAAUGCUCCAUUUGCUUGCUAUGAAGAAAUCCAGGGCCAAAAUGAUAGGUUUGGCAACUGUGGCAAAGACUCGCAAAACAGAUACAUAUUCUGUGGAUGGAGGAAUCUCAUAUGUGGGAGAUUAAUUUGUACGUACCCUAAACGAGCUCCUUUCAUCCCGGCCCUUCACAAUACUGCUUCCGUGAUCUAUGCUUUUGUGAGAGACAAAGUGUGUAUAUCUGUGGACUUUGGAUCAAGUGUCGACUCAGAUCCACUCAGGGUUGUUAAUGGUGCUACGUGUGAUCGUGAUAGAAUUUGCAUAAAUGGAGUGUGUGUAGAAUCAAGAUUUGUUAAGGCUGAAGCAGAAAAAUGUGCAAAAGAGAAGUGCAGCAGCAACGGGGUGUGCAUCAACACUGGCGUAUGUCAAUGUUUUCAAGGCUACAUACCUCCCAACUGUAUCCAAGAGCCAAAAGAAAGAUCGGCACUGUGGUCUGGCAAGCACGAUCUGCCCAUGGAAGGAGCUUCUAAGAACCAAGAAAAGAAGUGGCUUUUAAGUUUGCUCCUUGUCUUAAUUGUCCUCACUUCGGUGGUCCUCAUAGGCAUAGGGUGGAAAGGUCUGAAGCAGUGUGUCUUCAAGGAAGAGGAAUCCAUGAGUAGCGAAAGCAAAUCAGAUGACAACACUCACACCUACACCAGCAGAUCAAAAUCUGAGGCAAGCAGUGCAACACUGAUGAGCAGUUAA
Molecule: messenger RNA, 2274 nt
Organism: Arvicanthis niloticus (Nile rat)
Lineage: Eukaryota; Metazoa; Chordata; Mammalia; Rodentia; Muridae
Product: disintegrin and metalloproteinase domain-containing protein 32-like
Biological process (GO): binding of sperm to zona pellucida; cell adhesion; proteolysis
Cellular component (GO): plasma membrane
Molecular function (GO): metalloendopeptidase activity
Source: RefSeq, a predicted model, not a curated record